UUGGCAGAAAGGGGUCGGAACGCGAAAUUAGUCGCUUAAUUUGAUAAUGGGAAAUAUUUUGUAACCCGUUUUAACCAUUCAGACUGUACUUGAUGUAUAGGCUUAUAGAGUUGAUUUAGUAAAAAACGCGAAACUUGAGUGGGAGCAGAAAAAAAGAGGCGGAAAAUGGCCGUUAGCCGCGUCCUUUGAAGUAUUUUCGCUGUGAUCUUUUUUUCCUCUGGAUUAGAGCCACUAAAUGCAGAGCGAGGAGCGGCCGCUUAUUGAGGUGCAAAGCCUGAUGUUUUUUUCGGGUCAGGAGGAGACCUGUGCACCCACCAAAGAUCUUGUGAAGUACGGGGAGCUCGUUGUUCUCGGGUACAAUGGAUCUCUCCCAAGCGGAGACCGAGGAAGGAGAAGGAGCCGUUUUUCACUGUACAAGAGAGUCAAGGCCAACGGUGUCAAACCAAGCACCGUACACAUCCUUAACAACCCACAGGCCAGCAAGGCUGUAAACUGUAAGGGUCAGCACAGUAUCUCCUACACUCUGUCCAGAAACCACACUGUGGUUGUGGAGUACAGCCAUGACAAAGAUACGGACAUGUUCCAGAUUGGACGAUCAACAGAGAGCCCCAUUGACUUUGUGGUGACGGACACAGUGUCUGGGGGUACAGACGGCGAGGAUUCUCCCAUCACGCAGAGCACCAUCUCGCGCUUCGCCUGCCGUAUCGUGUGCGAACGUAACCCUCCAUACACUGCACGCAUCUAUGCUGCAGGCUUCGACACUUCCAAGAACAUCUUCCUCGGGGAAAAAGCAGCUAAAUGGAAAAAUCCAGACGGCCAGAUGGAUGGACUGACGACCAACGGUGUGCUGGUGAUGCAUCCGCGUGGCGGCUUCACAGAGGAGUCCAAGCCUGGCGUGUGGCGAGAGAUAUCCGUGUGUGGAGACGUAUAUACGCUGAGAGAGACUCGCUCUGCACAGACACGAGGCAAACUGGUUGACAGUGAGAGUAACGUGCUGCUGGACGGUUCUUUGGUGGACCUGUGUGGUGCCACGCUACUGUGGCGCACGGCUGAAGGGUUGUUUCACGCACCCACUCAGAAACACCUGGAGGCCCUGCGCCAGGAGUUGAAUGCUGCCCGGCCACAGUGCCCUGUUGGCCUCAACACCCUGGCUUUUCCCAGCAUGCAUCGGUCCAGCCGGGCACUUCCCAGUAUCGCCCAGCAGCAGGACAAGCAGCCCUGGGUCUAUCUGGCAUGUGGGCAUGUGCAUGGCUACCAUGAGUGGGGCCACAGCACAGAGCGUGAACCUAACAACAAACGCGAGUGCCCCAUGUGUAGGGCUGUGGGGCCGUACGUGCCACUGUGGCUCGGCUGUGAACCAGCCUUCUACGUGGACUCGGGAGCGCCUACGCACGCCUUCGUACCUUGCGGUCAUGUUUGCUCAGAGAAGUCAGCCCGCUACUGGUCUGAAAUUCCCUUACCGCAUGGUACACACGCUUUCCAUGCUGCAUGCCCAUUCUGUGCCACACAGCUCAGUGUCACACAGGGAUGUGCUAAACUCAUCUUCCAGGGCCCUAUAGACUGAGUUUGCAGAGCAGAGUUGGGGAGAUAUCUAAGGAUUGGUUGGAUUCAGAUGGAAUUCUUCUUUGAUGAGAAGACGAGAGAGAGAGAAAAAAAAGAGCAAAAACAGCAAUGGACUUUUGCACACAACAAGCCAUGAAGCCAUGCUCAUAUCCUUACAUACGACUUCCAGUGGAAAUUUUAUUCUCCAUCAGAGGUUACUUUGGAGAUCGGCAAGACUGUUGGCCGUGACAGUGAGGCAGUUUUAUUUAGCAUAAGCUGUUGGAUGAGUUAAUCCGCAGGUAUCGAAUCCCAGCAGCACUGUGAGAACAACAGAUUUUGAGCAUUUCCUCAAUACACUGAUUUUUAACUAGUUAGUCGAAGAAGCAGCAGGUCAGUUUAGAAGUCAUUAAGUUAUAAUUAAUACUACAACUGUUUGGGGGAUAGUUUUUUUUUUCCCAUUAAUCAAUAGUCUAAUACAGUAUUACAUGUUUAUAGAAUUAAAUGAUCAACAAUAAUGUUUGCUUUGGAUUCAGAGUACCAAAAUCUGGUUUUCCAAAGAUAAACUGGCUGCUAAAACUGGACUGUUGAAAUCAAUUCAUGCCAGACCGAAGACAAAAUCACAUCGCUCCCAGUCACUGCUUGAUCGUGUGCACUAUUCUGCAUUAUUAAAAUAGGUCUAAGGGGCUUAGAUUUCUGGGUGAUUUUUUUUUUUUGUUUGUUUGUUGUUGUUUUUUUUGGUUCUGUUUUGGACAUUUAACUCUGUAACAUUUCCUUUCAUGUCGCUUUUCCAGUCUGGGAAUUUUAUUGUACUGUAAAGUGUGAACCAUUUUUGUUACGAGUGAAGGAACAGUAUGCAGCUGGGGUUAAUCGUGAACAUCCACGUUCCUGUAAAUAACAACCAUGAUGUAGAAGUUGCUUUAAACCAAAACCUUAUAAGCUCGGUGAUUCUGGAAGUUCGACAGCUGUGAAACAAACAGGCUACUGCCAUUGAUGAGCCGAUUUCCCACUUCUUCUUAUCAAUUUAACUUUUCUCACCAGUGAAACUUUAAUUACUAAUAGGAAGUGAAACAUUGUUUUAUAAGUUUGUUUUAAAAUGAAAGAAACUUGUCUUCUAUUUUCUUAACCUUUGUACAGAGAAAGUUUUUAGUUCUGGCAAAUGGGGGAGUCUUUUUUUUUUUUUUUUUUUUUUUAAUUGCGGUUUGAAUGAGUUAUUUUAAUCAAAAAUGGGUUUAUUGCUUUUGAAAAACAUUAUAAAAGAUUUCAUUCAAAGUA
Clarias gariepinus (North African catfish) is the source of this 2814-nucleotide messenger RNA. RefSeq names its product pellino E3 ubiquitin protein ligase family member 2 (gene peli2). The record is from RefSeq and is a predicted model, not a curated record. Gene Ontology annotation, biological process: protein polyubiquitination; regulation of Toll signaling pathway. Lineage: Eukaryota; Metazoa; Chordata; Actinopteri; Siluriformes; Clariidae. Gene Ontology annotation, molecular function: ubiquitin protein ligase activity; protein binding. Bases 236 to 1564 code for a protein of 442 amino acids. The transcript is spliced from 6 exons.